CAAGGGGCAAGUUGGACCGACAAGUUCGGAAUGAGCGUCCUGCGAAUGAAACAGAACUGUUUGCAUGCUUGAAAAGGUGCUGGGGGCGUUUGGACACAAUAAACUUCCAAAAAUUGCUGGAAAGGAUUAAGCGAAUCUAUGCUGCAGUGAUAAAAGCAAAGGGUGGUUAUUUUGAUAAUACUUAGCCACUCGCAUUCAUUAAAUCACAUUGACAAUGUAUAUUGUUAUAUUACACUUCAAAACCAGUCACAUUUGUUUUAAGUAUUUCUAAUAUUUUGUUGUAACAAAAGUUUGAAAAAGCAGGGUAUCAUUUAUUUUUUGCUGUGGCCUGUACUGUAACCCACGUGAGUUCUGCCAUUGUGUUCAGUCUGUGAGUAUAAUCCCCCCACCCCAGGCGCAGGCUGACGUGAAACAACAGCUCCAGUUUGUGAUCAUUCUCUCUCUCUCGGUCAGUUGGGCAUUUUUUUGCUUCCAGGGGGCAAAUUAUUUUUCUGCUGCAUUCCUGGGCACAUACUGCAGAUUUAAUAACCAUACAACAAUCACACAAUAAAUACAAUGCCACAAAAAAUAUGGAGAAUUUUUUUUUUAAUCAACAGGAUUAAAAUGUGAAGCAGUACCUUUCAUAAGUUAAUUGCAGGCUCCUAAAACCCCUGAACGUCUCUGUUCACACGAGCUCUAUGUUGCGGUCGGAGGUGACGGAAAGUCGACGGGCUGCAGCCAAACGCAGGCAGGAUUAGCCGUCGCCAGGCUUCUUGUGUCUAGGGUGGGGGCAUCGAGAUUUGGCCCCCGCCAGUCCUUCUGUGCCUCUUUGCGAUGGGAUUAAACUGUGCUGAAUCGAAGGCCGCCAUUAGCCAGCGUACUGGCUAGACGAUGGGGUCUUCUGUGCUCUGGGUUCUGCUGGAGUGUAUCUGCAGGGUGCUCGGCGUUGCCACGGCGGCAGUGCUGUGUGCGGUGGGGAUCGAGACCUUGAACCAAGGAAAAUUCCAGAACCUGGCUGUGUACCUCCUAGUAUCGUCCGGGGGCGUGUCUGUACUGGAGGUGUCCUACUUCGUCGACAGUCUCCUGGUGACAUGCCUGCCCUGCCCUCCGAAGUGGAUUGUCUUUGUUUUGUGGAAGAAGCUGUCAAACCUUGGAGGCUUCCAGAAGUUUCUCUAUUACACCAUAAUGGCGGUGGUGUGUUUUUUGCACCCAGUGCUUGCGUGGCAUGCAGUCAUCCCAGGGACCAUGUUGCUGGUUACCGGCGUGGCCUACUUCAUCCUGAGCAGAAACAAAACGUCAGCAAAGGCGGGCAGCAACCCCGAGACCUGUGACCCAGACACCAGGGCUGUGGGGCCUUCCUACUCCAUACUCCAUCUGGCAGGAGGCAGAAGGCCCAUGUUAUUGCCAUAUUGGGAGCGGGAGGCCAAAGACGGCUCACAGGCCGAGGCGGGAGUCACUGGAAGGGCAUUGGGACGGGGAUCCCGCGGGGUGCUCGAUCACCAGUGCUCCAGAGAGAGCGAGACCGGUGACACGCAGGAGGAUAUAGAGAUGCAGGAGUACGAGGAGACAGAGCAGGAGACCUCGGACAAGGCCCCCAUGGUCAGAAUGUGAUGGGGAGCUGGUCAGUGCCGUAAGCCUGAAACACUCAGCCUGGGGAAGGCGUCUCCGUGUCACUACACGCGAGAGGCCUUAAUUCUGUGGAAUGAGAGUUCCUGUAAAAUGACCCCUCCAGGGCAAACGCUGAGUAAGAGCUGGCAGCCGUCCAACGUUUGCUGAGAGCACCAUGAUAUUCAUUAAGUAAAUUGUCACCUUUUCAGGUUCUGGCUGACAGAUCACAAUCUGCCCUUGAGCAACACAGAAAUUAACUCUUCUACUGUGUUUAGGAAUGAAUAGCACACAUGUUUAAUGAAAUAAUUAAGCUUUGAAGGUAAUAAAUCCAUGUAAACAUCAUGUGCAAGAGCCUUUUGAUGGAGGAGACAGCAUCACGCCACAUGGUGGUGGACUGGGGAAGCGUGGCUCAGUCUGGUAUGUGGGCGUGUACUGGCUCGCUGAUACGUGGGCGGGGUCACGGCAGAGGACCUGGUAAGGAGGAGGCUGCCAAUGAGCUGCCAGCGCAGCCUUCCCAUCAGCCUCUUCUCAGCCAGAAGAAAAGACAGCUAAUGCUGCGUUCCAUGUGAACUCCUAGUUCCUAGUUGGAAAUUUGGACUGGAACACCCCUGAAGUUAGAAUUUCCAACUCAUGAACUGGGAGGAAUUUACACAACUCCGAGCUCAGAAUUCAAGAUGGCUGCGCCCUUUACCAACAGAAAUUAAAACUGUAGUUCUAUACUGUUUAUUAGUACUUACGUCAUGUAAUGUGUUGUUAUCAACUGAUAUUGCUAACAGUGGCUAACAAUUAACUGGGCUAGAACAAGCAGGAUUUCUUGCUUAGCCGGAUAAUUCGUCAGAUUUAAGGUAGUCUGGGCUAAAUAUAAGUGAACGAAGAAAAGACCCAUUUAAACUAAAGUAAAUUAACCUAAGCAAAAAAAACUACUUACUUUUUUUAAACAGGUCCUUGGUAUUGCUAAAUGGUUUUCUAGCUUGCUGUACUGGAAUGCAGUUAGCUUGUUUGUGAUGUCAUUCCCAGUUACGAGUUCCAACCUCCGAGGUAAAUGGAACGCAAUGUUAGGCACAGAGCCAGCGAGAGGAGUUAAGCAGUCAUGUUCAUCAUGUCUGAGUGCCACUGUGGUUUUUGUUGUUAUUGUUGUUCUUGCUGCUGUUGCUGCAGCCCUGUACUGUAUAAGUGAUGAUGGAUGGAUGGAUGGAUGGAUGCUGUCUGUACCACUACCAUGACUGUUUCUGACUGUAGCUCUGUGAUUAGCUGCUGCUGUCCUGAAGGGGGCUGGGGGGGGUCACACUGCUGUAUCUGUUGAGAGUGACGGACACCUGCUUCUUCUGGCCGGUUGCUUAGCUACAGACACCGGCAUGGUACAGCAGACAGGUCCGAGGGGACAAGGCGGGGGCCUUCCAAGGCCGCGCGCGUGCUGCAUGGCCAGAGGGCCCUUUGCGUGUGCUGGCCCCUGAGGAGGGACCCCGGCACAGGGACAUCGGCAUGGCAUCGGUGUACCACCAGCCGCACGGGGGCGAGAUGCCUGCACUGAGUGCCGUCCUGCGUACGUGGAUCGGCCCAUGUGUGCCCAACAGGAUGCUCCGCUUUCCGUCCACAGCAGUAAUGCCAUAAUUACAUCCUCUGAGGCUGAUGCAGUGUUUUCCGGCGAGGUAUUGUCCCAGUUUCCUCAGAUGACAUGAGCCCAGCUUUUGCCGGUUAUUUGUUUACCCAGAUGUCAUGCCCACAGUCUUCAGGGACAAGGUGGGAGAUGUAAAAAACAAGCCAGAGCUUAACUAGUCUGCCCUACAUUACCGUUAUUUAUCUUAUGUUUACAUGUGCUUAUCUUAGCCAAAGACCCAAUGCACUUCAGUAAUUCAUUUAUGACGCAAAGCUUUUCAUAAUUGGUUGUGUUAUCAGCAUAGAGUCAACUUUAUUUCAAAUUAGCAGGUUACAUAUCACUUUAUUUCAU
This is a messenger RNA of Brienomyrus brachyistius, 3535 nucleotides long. It is a transcript of the gene tmem72, whose product is annotated as transmembrane protein 72. NCBI's taxonomy places the organism in Eukaryota, Metazoa, Chordata, Actinopteri, Osteoglossiformes, Mormyridae. The record is from RefSeq and is a predicted model, not a curated record. The transcript has 5 exons. Bases 871 to 1590 code for a protein of 239 amino acids.